This is a messenger RNA of Acanthoscelides obtectus, 1377 nucleotides long. Lineage: Eukaryota; Metazoa; Arthropoda; Insecta; Coleoptera; Chrysomelidae. The record is from the annotation of a GenBank genome assembly.
AUUGAAUCUCGUCCAUCCGAAAUCCUUAUCCUUAUCUGUGACCCGCUGACACCGCGAAGCGAAUCCGAUACUACACAAACCCGAAAUCUAUUUACAAAUACGGUCGGGUCCAACAUACGCAAUGUCAGCAUGUCUACCGGAAGUGGUGCAAAAAAGCCUGGAGAGGAUAGUCGGGAAUGGAGAAAUCCGACUUAUGAAAAAGUCCAAUAGCGAGAUCGGGUGCUCGUGUAACGUGGUAGCGGAAGGAGAUGAAAACGAGGAACUUGCCAGUUUGUACGUGAAGUAUCUGGAUUUCGGGCUCAAGUUUAGUGAUGAAAGUCUCGUGUAUUUCAACAACGAGACGAUUUUUUACGGGGAGAUCGUGCCGUUGUUCGAGAAGGUGGUGGAAAAUUUAACAGGCACUCAAUCUGAAUUAGCACUGGAUUUCGUACCAAAAUGCUCCGAAGUAGGGCACCUUACUGACAAAACAGAACCGUACAUCAUAAUGGAGGACCUAUUCAGCAAAGGGUAUUCUCCAUUCGAAGAAAAGGAAUUGACUGUAGGAGAAGCUAGAAUGGUAGUGGAGGAGCUUGGAAAGUUCCAUGCAUUUUCUUUUGCAGCUAGAGAGAGAUAUCCAGCGGAGUUUAUCGAAAUGACUGGGAGACUGACAGAAGUAUUAUUCAGCAAAGAGACUCGAUUUGCCUCCGGCAGAUUUUUUAUCCACGCCAUCCACGACGCUUUAAAGCUAGCUAAGCAAUCAUUUCCCACAAACAGUGUUUACGUCGAAAAGCUCGCUUUGUAUACACUCAACGUCUUUGACACGAUGAUUGAAAUACUGGAGGGCAACGAAGAUGAUUAUAACUUCAAGGUGGUAACACAUGGUGACCUAUGGCCAAACAAUGUCCUUUACAAUCGAAACGAUGAGGGAAAGAUCGCCUUUCUGGACUUCCACGCCUGCAGACUGUCAUCUCCCGUUCAUGACCUACAACUACUGCUUUUGGUAGGACUGGAUACUUCUACCAGAAGACGUCAUGGUUCUGAUCUCAUAUUGAGCUACCACAGAGCGCUGUGCCGACACCUAGAGUUUCUCGGAUUAGACCCCAUCAGGACUUUUCCAUAUUCAGCCUUAGAACGCCAACUAGCCGACCAAUCCCGUUUCGCCAUGGGCGUAGCCUUAGCAGGGUUGCCACUUUUCCUAGCAGAAGAAGCAACUACUAAAGCGGCAGCAGCCAAGGCCCGGAAUGUAGAAGAACUGUUCAAAGUACUCAGAGAUAACAAAUCCACAAGGUGCAAGUCGAAAAUGCUCGAAAUACUUGUCGAUAUGGUCGAUCAGGAAUAUUUGUGAAAUAAUUUUAUACUUUUUUACAUACGUCGCGAAUAUAGUUUUUUACACAUCUA